CUCCGCCGUCCCACAUGGGCCGACUGACCUCGCUAAGUGCCAUAAAGGAAGUCAUUAUUUCAUGCUUUUGACUGUUUUAAGAAAGCCAAUCUGAAGGUCAGAAAAUAAAAGACAUAAUGGAUAUGUCAAAUCUGAGUACGGUCUUAGAAAAGACCAUCUCGCCAGAUAAUCAAGAACUCGAAGCCGCUCAACAAUUCCUUGGCCAAGCAGCACAGGAAAAUUUGCCAAAAUUACUGCAAGAACUAUCACAGAUCUUGAAAAAUGGUGGAAACGGCGCAGUCGCAAGAACUCAAGCUGGUCUUCAACUUAAGAAUUUCCUUUAUUCAAAAGACGCUGCUACGAAAACAGUGUAUCAACAGAGAUGGCUGGCACUACCAGAAGAAACCAGGAAUGUUGUCAAAGAAAACAUUUUAGCUACAUUAGGAACAGAAACAGUUAGACCAAGUUCAGCAGCACAGUGUGUAGCUAAUGUGGCAUGUGCAGAACUUCCGCAUAAUUUAUGUCCAAAUUUGAUAGCACAUUUGACUGGUAACAUUACAAACCCUGACAGUACGGAGAUGAUGAGAGAAGCAACACUAGAAACAAUUGGUUAUAUCUGUCAAGAUAUUGAUCCUGAUCUGUUACAAAGUCAAUCUAAUGUUAUAUUAACAGCGAUAGUCCAUGGUAUGAAGAAAGAAGAGUCAAGUAAUCACGUCCGCCUCGCAGCUACCACAGCCUUGUUAAACUCACUGGAAUUUACACGAGCUAAUUUCGAUAAAGAGAAUGAACGCCAUUUUAUAAUGCAAGUUGUAUGUGAAGCCACACAAUCAACAGAUACACGAGUUAGAGUUGCUGCCCUUCAAUGUUUGGUGAAAAUUAUGUCAUUAUAUUAUAUUUAUAUGGAACAUUAUAUGGGCCCAGCCCUUUUCGCUAUAACAAUGGAAGCUAUGAAAUGUGAUGUAGAUGAAAUAGCACUUCAGGGUUUUGAGUUUUGGUCAACUGUCUGUGAUGAAGAAGUGGAUUUAGCCAUAGAAUUAUCAGAAGCUGCAGAACAAGGAAAACCCCCUGAAAAUACAAGUCGUUUCUACGCUAAAGGAGCUUUACAGUAUUUAAUCCCUAUUUUAUUAACAGCGCUCACAAAACAGGUAGGGGAGGAAGAAUUUGACAGUGAUGAUGAAUGGAAUCCAUGUAAAGCUGCUGGUGUUUGUUUGAUGUUGAUGGCCACGUGUUGUGAAGAUGAUAUUGUCGGACAUGUUUUACCAUUUGUACAAGAAAAUAUACGAAAUCAAGAUUGGCGAUAUCGAGACGCUGCUGUUAUGUCACUUGGUUCUAUAAUAGAAGGACCUGACCCAGCGAAAUUAAAACCAUUAAUGGAACAAGCUAUGCCCAUGUUGAUCGAACUAAUGAAAGAUCAGAGUGUUGUAGUUCGAGAUACGACAGCCUGGAUGUUCGGUCGUGUUUGUGAGAUUUUACCUGAUGCUGUGAUUAAUGAACAAUUCCUUAGUCAUCUACUCCACGCUUUACUCGAGGGGUUAGAUGGAGAACCAAGAGUAGCUAGUAAUGUCUGCUGGGCAUUUUCAAGUUUAGCAGAAGCUGCAUACGAAGCAGCAGAAACUAACGCAGAAGAAGGUCAUCCGGAAACUUAUUGUCUUUCAACAUAUUUCGAAUCGAUCGUUGGCAAACUUUUACAGACUACAGACAGACCUGAUGGAAAUCAACAUAAUUUAAGAAAUGCAGCAUAUGAGGCUUUGAUGGAAAUGGUUAAAAAUAGCCCAAAGGAUUGUUAUGUUAUUGUACAGAGUACUACUAUGAUAGUUUUAGAAAGAUUACAGAAAGUUUUAGCCAUGGAAUCGGCCGUACAAUCGAGUAAUGAUAGAAAUCAGUUUAAUGAUUUACAGUCCUUACUAUGUGCCACAUUACAGAGUGUAUUACGUAAAGUAACACCUGAAGAUGCUCCCCAGAUCUCGGAUCCUAUAAUGGCUGCGUUAUUACAGAUGUUAAGUACAGGUGGAAAGACAGGUGGGGUACAGGAAGAUGCUAUUUUAGCAGUUUCCAUUCUUAUAGAAGUUAUGGGAGAAGCUUUUGAGAAAUACGUGGAAGCAUUUAAACCUUUCCUUGCCGUAGGUCUUCAAAAUUACGCUGAAUAUCAGGUUUGUUUAGCAUCUGUUGGUGUUGUUGGUGAUUUAAGUCGAGCUUUAGGUUUAAAAAUAUUACCACUAUGUGAUGAUUUAAUGAGAGCCCUUUUAGUUAAUUUAGGUAAUGAAAGUGUACAUCGUGCUGUUAAACCUCAGAUUUUAUCUGUGUUUGGAGAUAUAGCAUUGGCCAUCGGACCAAACUUUAAAUCUUAUUUAGAAGUUGUACUCAGUACUUUACAACAAGCUUCUCAAGCACAAGUUGAUAAGACUGACUAUGAUAUGAUUGAUUAUUUAAAUGAGCUACGAGAAGGAUGUUUAGAAGCGUAUACGGGUAUAGUUCAAGGAUUGAAGGGCGACGGUGAACAGAAUAAUCCUGAUAUAACCCUGUUAUUGCCACAUGUACCUCACAUGGUAUCGUUUGUUGAACAUAUUUCCGUAGAUGAAGAUAAAAGUGACAGUAAUGUAUCGGCUUGCUGUGGUCUUAUAGGCGAUAUUUGUGCUGCUUUUGGACCCCAAGUAUUAGGAAUGGUGGAAAAGGAAUCGAUACAAAAUUUACUGACUAUUGGAAGAAGAUCUAAAACUCAUAAAACUAAAACAUUAGCCAACUGGGCUACCAAGGAAAUACGCAAGAUGAAAGCUACUUCAUGAUGUUCGAAUUGAAGAUUGGUCAUCGCCGAAAAGUGAUGAAACAAAACUUGUAAUUGGACUGACUUGUCAUCUGCGAAUCAAGUUGGUCCUCGUGCGUGAGAGAAAGUUGAGUGGAAGGAGGGAGAAAGUGGGAGUGAUUCAGUUUGCAGUGUCAAACCGGGGUCAACCAGGGGUUAAAGUUCACAGAACCUCUGGACCCCGACUUCCGAGAACUACAUCUCUUCCUGUAAGAAUUCCGUGGAAUUCUUCCUCGAGUUAAAACAAAAUGUCCGUCGUCUUUCGUGAAGUUAUAGACCAGUAAAGACAACAAGUUAUCCAGUGAAUUGUGAUAGACAUUUGUAUCCAGUGACAUGUUAUGAUCAUGUCAUCUUUCAUUUCAAGUGAGGUCGUGCCAUUGACGUCACAUUGAUAAUAAGUUAUUAUAUAUAAUAUGCAGAUUAUGAUUUCUUCUAUGCAGUGAUCAAAAUCAAUUUCACAUACAGAUAUUACCAAAGUUUCGAAAUUCUCACUAAAUUUAAACUCCUACGUUGAAAUAAAUUUUCAAAACUUUUCUAUAGCAGUUAAAUGCUAAUUCUUCAAAAUUCAAACUGAAUUCGACCACUGCACCUGCAAAGUGUCAUAAUCUGAAAACAGAAAGGUUAAUUAAUUUUUAAUAAAGAUUCUCAUUGACUUUGUAAAGUAGUUAUUAUAUUUGGUUGUUUUUCUUUUUUUGUUACUUAUGUUGUGUUGUUGCAGUAUUUAAAAUGCUCAAAACAAUUAGCUUUUUGUUAAAAACUUUAAAAAAGUGCUAACUAUAGAACUGAAUGAUGCUAGUUAUGGCUUGUACAGUUUCUGUAAAUCUACUGCUGUCAAGAUUUCAUCCCCUCUUAAAAUCUUUAUCUUUUUACAAAUUAUUAUUCUCAUAAUUUCAAACAAAGGCACAAAAAUCUUUUUUUCUUAUCCUGAUUUUGUUCAUCUUUUCAGUUGUUUUAAUGUGUAUCAUAUUAUUAUGCUAUAUUUAGUACAAGCGUGGAAAUAAUUAUUCUGAAAACCUCAUAACUGUAAAUGUAUUUUAAUGUUCUGGAUAAAAUUUUAGAAAGUGUAAAGCACUUGUAAAUCUUUUUGUCCACUUCACGAACCUACUCAAAUUACGAUUUUAGUUUAAGCUGUGUUUGUACUUAAAAUUAAUGAUUAAUUCUUGUCCACAUUCAUUGUAUGGAAGAGCUCUGAUGUCGGUAUUUAUUUGCUACAUGUAUGAAGAAUUAUUUCCAGACUUGUAAAUAAUAUGUUAGGUUUUUGUGCAAUUUGUAAAAAUAACCUUUAUUGUCAUCUCUUCUUCUUGAUCACCUCUAUCUAUAUUAGAUCGAUCAUCUAUCCAUAUUUGAUUGAUUAUAUUACAUCGAUCAUCUAUCCAUAUUUGAUUAUCUAUAUUAGAUCGAUCAUCUAUCCAUAUUUGAUUGAUUAUAUUAGAUUGAUCAUCUAUCCAUAUUUGAUUAUCUGUAUUAGAUCGAUAGUCUUGUCAAUUUUUGAUAAAUCAUCUAUCCAUAUUUGAUCGAACAUCUUUCCAUAUUGGAUUGGCUAUCUAUAUUUGAUCAAUCAUCCAUCCAUAUUUGAUCGAUAUACAAGAUAAAAAUAUAUAAAGAUAAUCAACCAAAUAUGGAUGGUUAUCGACCAAAUAUGGAUGGUUAUCAACCAAAUAUGGAUGGUUAUCAACCAAAUAUGGAUAGAUAAUUGACCAAAUAUGGAUAGAUAAUUGAGUAAAAAAAUAUUUUUGAUCGAUCAUCUAUCCAUCUCUAUAUUUUUGUCUGUCGUCUGUGAUAUGUUAUAGAAUAUAAUGAACUAUAUUCCCUGCCUUCUAUCAGAUAUUAUAUAUAACAGAAACAAAACCCAUUGUAAAUCUAACUCUUAAUAAAAAAAAAAAUAAUAAAAAAACACACACUGCAGAAUGUU
Patella vulgata (common limpet) is the source of this 4691-nucleotide messenger RNA. Its product is annotated as importin subunit beta-1. The coding region runs from base 117 to 2762 and encodes 881 amino acids. Gene Ontology annotation, molecular function: nuclear import signal receptor activity; small GTPase binding. The transcript has 22 exons. Gene Ontology annotation, biological process: protein import into nucleus. Gene Ontology annotation, cellular component: nucleus; cytoplasm. NCBI's taxonomy places the organism in Eukaryota, Metazoa, Mollusca, Gastropoda, Patellidae. The record is from RefSeq and is a predicted model, not a curated record.